Messenger RNA from Dicrocoelium dendriticum, 801 nucleotides. The record is from the annotation of a GenBank genome assembly. Lineage: Eukaryota; Metazoa; Platyhelminthes; Trematoda; Plagiorchiida; Dicrocoeliidae.
AUGAGCCUCACUCAAGAACUCAUGUUGAAUAGACAAGUUGAACGCAGUCGUGAGUCGCGUGGACCCGAAGCUGGUACACCCAAUGGGGUAGGAAAAACGAAGGUACUGAAAAACCGUGGCUAUGAUCAAACAGCGUUGUUUCCCCAAAAGGAGGAGGAGGAAAAUAUAUAUAUAAAUAUAAGGGGGGGGGGGGGGGGGGGGGGGGGGGGGAGGGGGGGGGGGGGGGUUUUGGGGGGGGGGGGGGGGGGGGGGUGGGGGGGGGGGGGGGGGGGGGGGGGGGGGGUUUGUGGGGGGGGGGGGGGGUGGGGGGGGGGGUGGGGUGGGGGGGGGGGGGGGGGGGGGGGGGGGGGGGGGGGGGGGGGGGGGGGGGUGGGGGGGGUGGUGUGGUUGUGGGGUGGGUUGGGUUGGUGGUUGGGGGGUGUUUAUGUGUGGGGUUGGGGGGGGGGGGGUGUGGGGGGGGUUGGUUUGGGGUGGGUGUGUUGGUUGGGUGGGGGGGGGAUUGAUUAUGGGAUGGGGGGGGGGUGGGGGGGUGGGGUGGGGGGGGUGGGGGGGGGUGUGGGGGGGUGGGGUGGGUGGGGGGGUGGUGUGGGGGGUGGGGUGGUGUGGGGUUGGGGGGGUGUGGUGGGGGGUGUGGUGAUUGUAUGGGGUGGGGAAGUGGGAUGGGGGAUUGUUGGAUUGGUUGGUGGAAGGGGGUAUUGGGUUGGGGGUUGUGGGUGGGGUGUGAGGUUGGGGUGGGUUGUGUGGUUGGGGUUGGGGGUAGUGGAGGGUGUAUGUGGUGUGGGGGGGGGGGGGGUUGUGUAA